AAAAUAAACAGAGAGAAGAAAAGAGAGGAAAAACGGAAGAAAAGCUUAAAACCUCUUCAAGAACACAUGAAGUCUUCAUCUUGUUCCCCUUCAAAGUUUCUGGAUUUGGGAUCCGCGAUCGGACAAAAAGAAGUGAAGAAAAUUUUGGUCUUAUUUCUAGGCCUAGCUGCUACAUGUCUUCUUCUCUACAAAACAGCUUAUCCACUUCGUCAAGAGCUCAAUGUCAAUAAUCUCAACUCUCCUCGUCCUUUGCUCGAUCACACCUCUUCGUCUUCUCCACAAACAAGAUCAAAAUCGAUCAGUUUUAGAGAAGUUUUGGAGAAUGCAUCGACAGAGAAUCGAACAGUGAUUAUCACAACGUUAAACCAAGCAUGGGCAGAGCCAAACUCUCUGUUCGAUUUAUUUCUUGAGAGUUUUCGUAUCGGACAAGGAACACAGAGGCUACUUCAACACGUGGUUGUAGUUUGCUUGGAUUUCAAGGCAUUUGAUCGCUGCUCACAACUUCACCCAAAUUGCUACUAUUUAGAAACCUUAGGAACUGAUUUCUCGGGCGAGAAACUCUUUGAUACUCCAGAUUACCUCAAAAUGAUGUGGCGGAGGAUCGAGCUUCUCACACAAGUGCUUGAAAUGGGAUUUAACUUCAUCUUCACGGAUGCAGAUAUAAUGUGGCUUCGAGAUCCAUUUCCUCGGCUAUAUCCAGAUGGAGAUUUUCAGAUGGCCUGUGAUCGAUUCUUCGGUGAUCCUUAUGACUCAGACAAUUGGGUAAACGGAGGCUUCACUUACGUGAAAUCGAACCAUAGAAGCAUCGAGUUCUACAAGUUUUGGUUCAAAUCUCGUCUGGAUUAUCCAAAAUUACAUGACCAAGAUGUUUUCAACAAGAUCAAACACGAGGCUUUAGUCUCAGAGAUUGGAAUCCAGAUGAGAUUCUUUGAUACGGUUUACUUUGGUGGGUUUUGUCAGACGAGCAGAGACAUAAACUUGGUGUGUACAAUGCAUGCUAAUUGUUGUAUUGGAUUAGAGAAGAAGCUUCAUGAUCUUAAUCUUGUUCUUGAUGACUGGAGAAAGUAUCUGUCUUUAUCUGAACAAGUUCAGAAUACGACUUGGAGUGUUCCUAUGAAGUGUGUGUGAAUUCAAAGACUCGGAUUUGGGUUAGUAUGGGGGAAUUUGUUGUUUAAAUUUGUGUAUAGCAUAAAACUGUGAAAAUGGAUCUUGUAUUUUAAAGAAACAAUCUUUUUCAUUGUAAAACAUUU
Messenger RNA from Eutrema salsugineum, 1250 nucleotides. RefSeq lists its product as uncharacterized. Lineage: Eukaryota; Viridiplantae; Streptophyta; Magnoliopsida; Brassicales; Brassicaceae. Bases 67 to 1128 code for a protein of 353 amino acids. The record is from RefSeq and is a predicted model, not a curated record. The transcript is spliced from 3 exons.